UGCUCAAACUGGUGCUCUUGCAAGAUGGCCGCGUCGAGUGCUGUGCUGUGCCUCUCCAAAGCAGUAAAACCAGCUGCUUUUGGCGGACUGUUUGGAAAUACAGUCAGAGUCUUUGGAGCUGCAGUCUGCAAGCAGAGAAAAGUGUCUACACACACAGGACAAAUUAUACCUCCUCCUGCUAAGUAUGGGGGCAGACACACAGUCACUCUGAUCCCAGGAGACGGGAUUGGACCAGAGCUGCUAAAUCACGUGCGGGAACUCUUCAGGUUCAGCUGCGUUCCCGUCGAUUUUGAGGUAGUGAAUGUGAACUCUUCCUUAGCCAGCGAAGACGACAUCAAAAAUGCCAUCACUGCCAUCCGACGCAACGGAGUUGCUCUCAAAGGAAACAUUGAGACCAACCAUACCAUGCCCCCAUCCCACAAGUCCAGGAACAACCUCCUACGCACUAGUCUGGACCUCUAUGCCAACGUGAUGCACUGUCAGUCCCUGCCAGGGGUCCAAACGCGGCACCAGAACAUCGAUAUCAUCAUCAUCAGAGAGAACACUGAAGGCGAGUACAGCAGCCUGGAGCACGAGAGUGUGUCUGGCGUGGUGGAGAGUCUGAAGAUUAUAACUCGGCUGAACUCUCUGCGUAUUGCUGACUAUGCCUUCAAACUGGCUCGGGAGAAAGGCCGGCGCAGGGUCACUGCAGUUCACAAAGCCAAUAUUAUGAAACUCGGUGAUGGCUUGUUCCUCCAGUGCUGUAAGGAAGUGGCCUCCGGAUACCCAGACAUCGCUUUUGACAGCAUGAUUGUAGACAACACCACCAUGCAGCUCGUGUCGAAGCCCCAGCAGUUUGACGUCAUGGUGAUGCCCAAUCUCUAUGGUAAUGUGGUCAGUAACGUGUGCGCCGGGCUGGUGGGAGGGCCUGGUCUGGUACCUGGUGCCAACUACGGACGGGACUAUGCUGUCUUUGAAACCGCCACCAGAAACACAGGCAAGAGCAUCGCUAACAGGAACACUGCUAACCCCACUGCCAUGCUGUUGGCUAGCUGCCUCAUGCUAGACCACCUCAAGCUGCAUGAUUAUGCUGAUUUGAUCCGAAACGCGGUCUUGACAACCAUGAACGAGACACGGUUACACACAGCAGACAUUGGUGGACAGGGCACUACGUCAGAAGUGGUCCAGAACAUCAUGAGAAUCAUCCAGAGCAGCAGCACCCUCACAGCAGAGAUCUGAACACUGCACACAACACAACGCCGCUGUAAUCUCUCACAUGAUGGAUCCACUUCUUUAAACAUGUGGCCAUUGUGUUUGAGUGAAUGAGUUCAUCCCUCAUGUCUCCACUUUUCUGUGUUUACUCAGCAUUGGGCCGUGAGGUCUGCUGUCUGAGGUGCAUGCUUACCACAGGCGAUUCACCAUGUCUUAACGUUUUGGCAGUGUUCAUGUCUUUCAUUUGCUGUAAGAUGUUCAAUUUAACCUUGUUACUGUACACAAGCAUUUCCUGGUUUACGCUCAUGUGACUAAAUAUAAACACAACAUUAUUACUGUCUUCCCUUCAGAGGUCGAAUUGAAAACAGCUAUGGCUAUGUCAUUCGUAACGGUUUCUGUUUCAAACCAGAAAAUGAACAGAAUGUUCAGGUUUUUUUCUGUUUUUUUUUUUUUUUUUAAAUCUGUUAUUUGGAGUCAUAUUAUCUAUGGUUUGUUCCGUCAUUUGAAAUCGGAAUUACACGCAGGCUUUUCAGAUCCACCACCAGAGGAAUGUAACGGUUUUAUAGUCAUAUUUUAUCUAUGUACUGUUGCAAUCUGCAUACCUCUAGCACUCAGCUGUAUCGGAUGUUGUUAACUCCAUUCCGCUAGAUUUCCAAAAAGCAUCUAACAGCUUGACUGUCAGUCUUUCUAAGAAUUCUGCUCUACCAAACCUUCUUGCCUCCUCCGAUGCAGUGAUGACUGGUCCAUUGCUUAAUUCUUCUUGGUCAGAAUUGAACCACAGCUCUUUGGACUGAGAAAAUCUCCCAUAUUACAUUUCAGGAGCUCCUAGAAUGUCCGCUGUGACGGAACUUUAACUCCAAGUAACCUUCUUGUUUUGUCUUAAUACUGUACUUUUGACAUGUGUUGCAAUGUGUAUGUCCUAUUUAAUCUGCAACAAAUGUUCUUGUCAACAGCUGUUGCCUGUUCUAUGUUGA
This is a messenger RNA of Chanos chanos (milkfish), 2165 nucleotides long. It is a transcript of the gene idh3g, whose product is annotated as isocitrate dehydrogenase (NAD(+)) 3 non-catalytic subunit gamma. Gene Ontology annotation, biological process: isocitrate metabolic process; tricarboxylic acid cycle. Gene Ontology annotation, cellular component: mitochondrion. NCBI's taxonomy places the organism in Eukaryota, Metazoa, Chordata, Actinopteri, Gonorynchiformes, Chanidae. The coding region runs from base 25 to 1218 and encodes 397 amino acids. Gene Ontology annotation, molecular function: magnesium ion binding; NAD binding; oxidoreductase activity, acting on the CH-OH group of donors, NAD or NADP as acceptor. The record is from RefSeq and is a predicted model, not a curated record. The transcript is spliced from 14 exons.